This is a messenger RNA of Durio zibethinus, 2669 nucleotides long. NCBI's taxonomy places the organism in Eukaryota, Viridiplantae, Streptophyta, Magnoliopsida, Malvales, Malvaceae. The record is from RefSeq and is a predicted model, not a curated record.
UCCAUGAAAUUUUCAAAAUGGGUGUCUUUAGUUUGUGUUGAUAAAAUGUUGGUAUUGGUGGAAAAAAGAACAGCUCCCUUCCUCUUUACUACUCUCUCGUGCUUGAUAUAAUAAUUAGUUUAAUCAUAGUAGUUCUUGACUAUUAUUCAUUAGUGUCACUUUGCACACUGAACUCUACCUCACUUUUGUUUAUCAAAAUUUCAUAGCUUCUUCUCUCUCUCUCUCUCUCUGAUAACACUUCCACAAGCUUAAGCUGGAAGGAAGGAGAAUUGGAAAAUGAGAGUCCUGGUUUGGCUAUUCUCUAUGAUUUUUGCAGCCACCAUUUGGAGCUCCGGCUCUUUUGCUCUCACACAAGAUGGUCUAACAUUGUUGGAGAUCAAAAGCACAUUGAAUGACAGUAAAAACUUUCUCGGAAACUGGUUAGCUACUGACGAGUCACCCUGCAGUUGGACUGGCAUUUCUUGUUAUCCUAAUGAUCAAAGAGUUCAUUCAAUAAACCUACCGUACAUGCAAUUAGGAGGGACAAUAUCUCCCAGCAUUGGCAAACUCAAUGGAUUGCAAAGACUGGCACUGCACCAGAACAGUUUACAUGGACUAAUUCCUAAUGAACUUACCAAUUGUACUCAGUUGAGAGCCCUUUACUUGAGAGCUAAUUAUCUACAAGGAGGUAUACCAUCAAAUAUUGGAAACCUUUCUUUUCUCACUAUAUUGGAUUUAUCAAGCAAUUCUCUAAAGGGUGCUAUACCUUCAUCUAUAGGCCGUCUUACAAGACUGCGUUCUCUCAAUUUGUCCACUAACUUUUUCUCUGGUGAAAUCCCUGAUAUUGGAGUUCUGAGCACUUUUGGGAACAAGUCGUUUAUUGGCAAUUUGGAUCUAUGUGGCCGACAAGUUUACAAGCCUUGUCGGACCUCGCUGGGAUUCCCAGCAGUCCUACCUCAUGCUGAAAGUGAUGAAGUAUCAGUCCCAACGAAGCAAUCGUCUCAUUACAUAAAAGGUGUGCUGAUUGGUGCAAUGUCCACAAUGGCCCUUGUGCUUGUUGUGCUCCUUGCAUUCCUCUGGAUAUGCCUGCUAUCAAAGAAGGAAAGGGCUGCUAAGAGAUACACAGAAGUUAAAAAGCAAGUCCACCAAGAUACCAGUAAGUUGGUCUAUUUAUCAAAAUUUAUCAUUUGUAUGAAAUCCCCUGCCCUUCCCAACCUCUGCCCCUUACCUGACCAACCAAUCCUUCUCUGUGUCAAAUACUUUUCUCCUAACUGUUUUAUUUUUGUAGGCACCAAACUUAUCACUUUUCAUGGGGAUUUGCCAUAUCCAUCAUGUGAGAUUAUAGAAAAGUUGGAGUCCCUUGAUGAAGAGGAUGUCGUGGGGUCAGGGGGAUUUGGAACUGUAUAUCGAAUGGUCAUGAAUGACUGUGGAACAUUUGCUGUUAAAAGAAUAGACAGGAGUCGUGAAGGAUCUGAUCAAGUCUUUGAGAGAGAGCUAGAGAUCUUGGGCAGCAUCAAGCACAUUAAUUUAGUAAACCUGCGAGGUUACUGCAGGCUCCCAGCAUCAAAGCUUCUUAUCUAUGAUUUUCUUGCUAUGGGCAGCUUGGAUGAAUUUCUGCAUGAACACAAGGAAGAAAGGCCAUUGAACUGGAGUUCUCGUUUAAAAAUAGCCCUUGGUUCUGCCUGUGGACUAGCAUACUUGCACCAUGACUGUUCUCCAAAGAUAGUUCAUCGAGACAUAAAAUCCAGCAAUAUUCUUCUUGAUGAAAAUUUGAAGCCCCAUGUAUCUGACUUUGGUCUUGCCAAACUUUUGGUGGAUGAGGAUGCCCAUGUCACUACUGUGGUUGCUGGCACAUUUGGCUAUUUGGCUCCAGAAUAUCUGCAAAGUGGGAGAGCCACAGAAAAGUCGGAUGUCUAUAGCUUUGGAGUUCUCUUGCUGGAGCUCGUAACUGGAAAAAGGCCAACUGAUCCAACUUUUGUAAAGAAGGGCUUGAAUGUUGUUGGCUGGAUGAAUUCACUAUUGAGAGAGAAGCGAUCGGAAGAUGCAGUUGAUAAAAGUUGUACUGAUGCUGACAUGGAAAAUGUAGAAGCAAUUCUUGAAAUAGCAGCAAAGUGUACUGAUGCAAAUCCAGAUGAACGACCAACAAUGAGCCAGGUACUUCAGUUGCUGGAACACGAGGUGAUGUCACCUUGCCCGAGUGAUUUCUACGAGUCUCAUUCAGAUUAUUGUUAAACGGACAUAAGACAAUAUUGAUUAACAUCGCUAUUGCGCAUAAGAUCUGGUGCAUGCCUGGUUACCCGUCAAAUUUUCCCUGGUGUUUUUUUUGCAAUUUUGUCCCACUCUAUGGAGCCUGUAUAUUAUUGUCUAGCAAUUGAUGGACGUGCAUUUUGUCUUGCACCUUUUCAACUUGAAUGGUUUUCCUGUAUCUCUUUUAUAGUAUAACGUAAUUCACUGGCUUAUGAACCCCGUCACUUGUGCUGUGAAAUUGACUUGAAAUGCAUUGCUGAAAACAAGAUUGCUUGAGACAUGGGUGCAAAAGAAGCUUUAUGAGGAUUUGCAGCCAUGGUAGCAUAUUUUCUUUUAAUCUACAAAUCCAUCUUUGGUGGGAAGUGAACUUUUUUUUUUUCUCUCUCAAACCUCAGUCAUAUUUACAACCAGUUGCUUUAAUCAAAGUAAUACAACUUCCAGAA